Messenger RNA from Cyprinodon variegatus (sheepshead minnow), 1490 nucleotides. RefSeq names its product tyrosine-protein kinase ITK/TSK-like (gene itk). NCBI's taxonomy places the organism in Eukaryota, Metazoa, Chordata, Actinopteri, Cyprinodontiformes, Cyprinodontidae. The transcript is spliced from 13 exons. Gene Ontology annotation, biological process: T cell receptor signaling pathway; adaptive immune response; peptidyl-tyrosine autophosphorylation. Bases 9 to 1430 code for a protein of 473 amino acids. Gene Ontology annotation, molecular function: protein binding; non-membrane spanning protein tyrosine kinase activity; ATP binding. The record is from RefSeq and is a predicted model, not a curated record.
CAUUUCAAAUGUUUUGUGUCUCUGCAGCGUCUAAAAAGCCUCUUCCUCAGCUACCAGAUCCAGAGAUGGGGCUGAGUGAAUUAGGAGAUCAGAUGGUCAUUGCUCUGCAAGACUACAUGCCGCUCAGAGACGACGAUCUGCCGCUUCAGAAAGAUCAGGAGUAUCGGCUGAUUAACAGCUCCCACUCAGACUGGUGGACCGUGCAGGAUGACAGGGGAAAUGCAGGGUUUGUGCCCAGCAUACUUGUAGCGGAGAAGAAUGGCAAAAACUUUGAGCGAUUCGAAUGGUACAACAAACACAUUAGUAGAUGGGAAGCAGAGGAGUUGUUAAUGAAAGAGGGAAAAGAAGGAGCGUUCAUGGUGCGUGACUCAAGACAAGUAGGAGUUUACACCGUAUCGGUUUUCACCAAAGCUCCAGGAUCGAACGGAGAGAAGAACCCCAGAGUGAAACAUUAUCAAAUACGGCAGACAGACACAGAGAAGAAAGCGUUUUACUUGGCAGAGAAAUAUCUGUUCAGCACCAUUCCUGAGCUGAUCCAUUACCACCAACACAACGCUGCUGGUCUGAUAACGAGAUUGAGACACCCCGUCACCAAAGGAGAACGAAGCUCCCAGGAAAUCACUGAUCCGUCAAAAGAUCAAUGGGAGAUAAACCCAGAGGAGCUGGAUCUGGGUCAGAAGAUCGGCUGCGGACAGUUUGGGCUCGUCUUGGAGGGGAAGUGGAGGGACAGGAAGGUGGCAGUGAAGAUGGUGAAAGAGGAGUGCAUGUCAGACGAGGACUUCAAAGAAGAGGCGCAGGUCAUGAUGAGGUUGUCUCACUGUAAGCUGGUGCAGCUGUAUGGCGUGUGCACGCAGCGCUCCCCCAUGUGUCUGGUGUUUGAAUACAUGGAGAACGGCUGCCUGUCAGACUACCUGCGCGAGAAGAAAGGUCGUCUGUCUCAGGAUCUGAUGCUGGGAAUGUGCCUGGACGUCAGCGAGGGGAUGGCGUACCUGGAGAGCUCCAACUUCAUCCACAGAGAUCUGGCUGCAAGGAACUGUCUUGUUUCGAAGAACAAUGAGGUGAAGGUGUCUGAUUUUGGCAUGACCAGGUUUGUUCUUGAUGAUCAGUACACAAGUUCCCAAGGCUCCAAGUUUCCUGUCAAGUGGUCGGCCCCAGAGGUCAUCAAGUACUCGAAGUUCAGCAGCAAGUCCGACGUCUGGUCAUUUGGUGUGCUCAUGUGGGAGGUGUACAAUGAGGGGCGUCUUCCCUACGAGAACCGCUCUAAUUCAGAGGUGGUGGAGUCCCUGAACUCCGGCCUGAGGCUCCUGAAGCCGCGGCUGGCCCCGGACGCCGUCCACAUGCUGAUGGAGUGGUGCUGGAAGGAGAAACCAGAAGAUCGUCCGUCGUUUGCUCUGCUCCUGCAUGAACUGGCCGCCCUCUCUGACCUCUGAGCUGAAUCAAGAUUAAAGAUCAUUUUAAGCACAUUUUUAUUUAUUUAUUUAUUCAGUCAU